AUGAUUUAUCCAUAUGGUGUUGUCGACAAUCCAACUAGAUACAAUGUUGGAGUCGCUGAAGGACGGAGACGUUUUAUUGGUGGCGGCCGUCUAAGUAACCUUCGUAUUUGCUACAAUCGUUCACAAGGAUUGACAUUUUAUUGGAAGGCUGUCAGAUCGUUGACUUCUUCUCAGACAACUUACAUAAGAGGAUCGCUGCGUGUUAAUCUUGAUCUUCUCCAAAUUUCAAUUAGGUUUCAGUCAAUAACCCCUUUCACUUGUGAAAAAACAAAAGAAGGACAAGAAACCAUCCAUGAAAGAAAUAAACCUUAUCAGCUCCACCAGCAUGUUUUAACUGACAUUCUGCAAGACCCAUGGAUCAGAUGCAUAUUUUUUAUGAGUAUACAGAUUUUGUUCCAGGCAUCUGUUUCACAUGGAAAGCUGCAAACCUAUCAUGGAAGAUCACCAAUUGCUAUAAUUAGUUGAUUGAAGUCCCACUUGUGAACUUUAAUAUACAAUUUCUUAACGAAAGAUAAGGAUUAGACUUCUGGAAUUGAACAUUUUUUCUCAUUUUCAAUUGAUUAGUUACAUAUCAACAUUUAUAAUCUAUCCUAACUACAAACUUUCUCAACAACAAAUGUAUACACUAUUCUUAGUAAUCUCCAACUUUAUUUAUGUUAACAUUUGUUGCUAUCUGCUCUCCGUUAAAAUUAUUGUUG
Messenger RNA from Lactuca saligna, 698 nucleotides. The record is from the annotation of a GenBank genome assembly. Lineage: Eukaryota; Viridiplantae; Streptophyta; Magnoliopsida; Asterales; Asteraceae.